AGUGUACUUGAUUGUUACCUCCAAAACAAUCUUUCUGAUGAAGCAGUUAGAGACUCUGCAGUUUUUGGAUUACAGUUUGCUGGUCUCUGUGGCCAGCUUGUGGGUAUUGAUGUUUUGGACAAAAGUCUUUAUGUUGGAUUUGAAGGACCUACAUGUAGAUUCCCGGCCCAAUUAUCUGAUAUUGCAGCCCUUCAACCACUAUUAGAGAUACUAUAUUUCUUCAAAGUAAGGAGUUGA
This is a messenger RNA of Paraglomus occultum, 237 nucleotides long. Lineage: Eukaryota; Fungi; Glomeromycota; Glomeromycetes; Paraglomerales; Paraglomeraceae. The record is from the annotation of a GenBank genome assembly.